Molecule: messenger RNA, 528 nt
Organism: Botrytis fragariae
Lineage: Eukaryota; Fungi; Ascomycota; Leotiomycetes; Helotiales; Sclerotiniaceae
Exons: 3
Coding region: 1-528 (175 amino acids)
Source: RefSeq, a predicted model, not a curated record
AUGGGACGCAAAAAUCAAAAAAUAGCCUGGAAAUCUAAGCCCAAGCCACAAAGAGCAACACCAGGGGAGAUAAGAGCGAGCAAAGAGGCUGAGGAGAAGAGAGUACAAUCUGCAGCCGCAGAGGCUACUGCUAUCCAACCUGUUUCUGGUGUGAAUAAAAUUGGUAAAGAAGGUACGCGAGACGAUAAUGCGAAGAUGAGAAGAAGCGGUGUUGAUCUAGGUGCGCUAGCCCCAAUUCCAGAUCAUCAACAAUCAUUUCGAAGACUGCACCUCGCGCUUCGGCGUCGAGCAGCUGAUGCUCGGCGGAAAGAGGCACGUCGUGAAAUGAGACGGGAAAAGUGUGCUGUGAUUGUCGAAGAGAGGGGUGGGGAUGGUGGGGAUUUUGGAGAAGAAGAAGAAGAAGAAGAAGAAGAGAUGACCGUCUCUUUCUUUGGAGGUGGUGAUUGGAGAGAUGAUAAGGAUAAAGAUAACGGUGGUGGAGGUGCUGCACUUGGUGGAAUGCACAGGGACCAGACCAUGAUGGUUUAG